GGCUGUCGCUCCUGUAUUAGUGAGGACUUUGAGCACACACAAGCACUGCUAAUUCACAGAGGAAUUUCAACAACCCAAUCAAGAAGAGCCUGAAGGAAGUUGUGCAGGAACAUUCAAAGCGCGAAGAAGGAAGGAUUUUCUUAUGACAUUUUGUCUCACUUUCCUUCUGUUUUCUUUGUGUUGCAUUCAAUGAGCUGCAGACAUAUCUAGAGAGACAGAACAAUGAGGAAAGCAGCAGUGUUUGUGUUUCUGCUGCUGAGCGCGGCUAUGGAGGUGAGUGGUGCUGCAGAUAAGAAGAAGGGAUCUGAGGCAGAAACCUCCAAGUUAGAGGGGAAGGUGAAGGCAAAAAAGGCUGAAAACACUGACGCCAUUCCUGCUAGUGACAUCAGUUCUUCAGCUUUUAAAGGUAAUCUGCUGGUGGUGCCGAUGGACGGGAGUCACUGGAUAGGUGUAAAAGCCAUUGCCCAAGAAAUGGGCCGCCGUGGACACCGGGUUACCGUGGUGUUGCCUGAGAUCUCCAUGCGGAUGGGCCCGGGGAAACACUACCACACUGUCACCCAUCCUGUUCCUUAUGACCAGGCUCAUAUAGACUCAGUGAUGGCCAAAAACACGGAAGCGCUGGAAAAAUCUGCAGAGUCUUUCAUGCAGAAGGUGCAGUCAAGAAUGUCACAGUUUCAGGCCAUCAUGGACAUGAUUCACGUCACUGCAGAGAGCUUGCUGUUCAACGACAGUAUCAUCACACAUCUGGCGCAGCAGAACUUUGACGCCGUCUUGACAGACCCCAUGGUGCCGACGGGCUCACUAAUAGCUCGGAAAUUAGGUCUCCCCACUGUUAACUUGCUGAGGGGUAUUCCAUGUUCCUUGGAUAUAAAGGCUGCAGGUUGCCCAUCCCCGCCAUCGUACGUGCCUCGCUUUUUCAGUGGAUUGACGGACCGAAUGACCUUCAUGGAGAGAGUUUUGAACAGUUUGAUAGCCCUGUUUGAGCCGCUGCUUUGCCGAAUCAUAUAUAUGCACUUUGACCACAUCGCCUAUCAGUUCCUGGGAGAGAAAGUGAGCAUCGCUGAAGUGCUGUCAGACUCUGAUAUAUGGCUGAUGAGGAUAGACUUCACACUGGAGUUCCCACGCCCUCUCAUGCCUAACAUGGUACAAGUUGGUGGCAUCAACUGCAAAGUUAAAAAUUGUCUGCCUGAGGAUUUGGAGUCCUGGGUGUCCGGAGAACAUGGGUUCAUAGUGUUCACUCUGGGAUCCAUGGUGUCAGAUCUGCCGGAAUCAAUCACCGCUGUCUUCCUGGAGGCCUUCAGACAAAUUCCACAAAAGGUGAUAUGGAGAUACACUGGGAAGGUUCCUGGCAAAUUACCAGAGAACGUGAGACUGAUGAAAUGGGUGCCUCAGAAUGAACUACUAGCACAUCCGGGUGCUCGAGCUUUCAUCACUCAUGCUGGUUCACAUGGUCUGUUCGAGGGACUGUGUCACGCUGUUCCCAUGCUGAUGCUGCCGCUUGGUGGAGACCAGGCUGACAACGCACACAGGAUGGCCAGCAGAGGAGCGGGAGUCAUGUUGGAUAUUACCGCCAUCACGACAGAAAGCCUUCUCAAGGGACUGAACGCCAUCAUUCAUGACACCAGGUAUAAAGAGAAUCUGCAGAAGCUGUCUGAUCUUCAUAAUGACCGACCAAUCGACCCGCUGGAGCUGUCAGUGUACUGGACAGAGUUUGUGAUGCGACACAAAGGGGCAAAACACCUCAAAGCUGCCGUCCAUGACCUCAACUUUUUCCAGUACUACUGCCUGGAUGUUAUAGCACUAUUAGUUACUGUCGUGCUGGUUUUUGCAAUGCUGACAGUUAAGUGUAUGAAAGUAUGCUUCCGGAGGCUGACCAGCAAGAGGAAGCAAGACUAACAAGAUUUUAGAAAUAACAAUAUGUGUAUCCGCAUCAUUUGUUAAGGGAAAACACAUCAUUAUCAGUAGAAACUUAAUGCAAAAUGUGUGUAAUUAGUUGUUUUAUAAAUCAGGCAUAAGAAGAACCAUGUGGUGAUCAAAAAGACAUUUAUUAAACAGAAAAUACAGAAUAUAAUUAGACUCCAUCAGGCUUGAGGGACAAUGAUGAGCAUUAGUGGCCUCCCUUCUUGGGGGGGAACAUGGUGUACUCUAUAGCCAGAGCAACAGUAAAAGCAGCAAAGCCCCACUUGAAUCCUCUCAGCAGAACUUCUGACAGAGUCACAGCACGAGCGAAGCCGCCUGAAUAUCUCCACGCUUCAUUGCUGUACAGAGAGAGAUUGAGAGUGACAGGACAGAAAGAUGGUGUCAGGAAUCUUAUUUGAUCAAAAAAUCUCACAUAUAUUCUCAUGUAGAUACAAAUACAGACCGUAACCAUGGGUCCUUGAGGCCCCUGGCUGCCAGCCUCUGCUGGGUGAACUCCAGCGGUGUUCCCUGCACCUUCCAUUGUUUCCAGUCUGGCAUUGACAACUUGCUGUGUCCAUGGUCACCUCCCAUGCUGAACAUAUAUAGAGAUACAAGCAAUUUAGCAGUCAUUUUUAAAGUUUAAACCUUCCUAGCAGGCAAGUAAAGAUCAGUUUGCUUCUCAUAUUCAUUUGCUCAACAUUGUUAUAUCGAGACAAAAACAUAUUUUCUCCAAUGUACUAUGAUUUUUUUUAUUUCAAAAGCUGUAUUUCCACUAGAGCUGAACGAUCAAUCGAUUUCAAGCCAAAAUUGCAAACUGAAACAACGCAAUUAGCAAAUGGCAAACGCUGAUAUUCAGAAUACAUUCUGCAGUACAUCUGACACUGGGUUUAAGCUGUCAUGUCAAUGGUUGUACAACUCCAUGCUGUUCUUCAUGUGUGUUUGUAACCUUUUGAUGGUUUCUCAUGUGACAGUGUUUAAAAUCUACACCAGUGUAGGACAUAGCGAAUAUUGAACUAAAGCUUGAAUUUAAAAACUUACAUUGCAAAUCAAAAUCACAAUAUCCCUCAAAAAACACAGAUAUCAUUCUGCCCUAACUCCCAUACCUGAACUACUACAAAUGUUGCAAUAAGCAAAUCACUUGUGUCUAUGUCCAGAAUCUGAUGUUAGUUGGAAUUUAUGUGAAAGGAACUAUUCUUGAAAGACACAUAAGGGUGGUGUAUUUCCUGUUAUACUUGGAUUUCAUUUUGACCAAAGUUGCAACCUGUUUCUGGAAAAUAAAUGUAAUCACCGGCACAGAAAAGACACAUAUAUUUGAGUUCGACUGACAUGUUUUUUUCAGGGCAGAUACUAGUUAUAAGUCAUCAAAGAGGGUCCAAGUACUGAUAUUUGAAGAUGAAAAUGUUGGUGUCAAAAUUUUGAAUAAAACAAACUGCAACACAAA
Messenger RNA from Amphiprion ocellaris (clown anemonefish), 3340 nucleotides. RefSeq names its product UDP-glucuronosyltransferase 1A1-like. The record is from RefSeq and is a predicted model, not a curated record. The coding region runs from base 223 to 1896 and encodes 557 amino acids. Gene Ontology annotation, molecular function: UDP-glycosyltransferase activity. Lineage: Eukaryota; Metazoa; Chordata; Actinopteri; Pomacentridae. The transcript has 9 exons.